GUAAUCCUUCCAAAAAUGGAUAGCAAGGCUAUUGCGGAGAGAAUCAAGAAGCUCCAAGCUCAACAGGAGCAUGUCAGAAUUGGAGGAAAGGGAACUCCACGCAGAAAGAAGAAGGUCAUCCACAAGACCGCUGCUGCCGAUGACAAGAAGCUUCAAAGCAACUUGAAGAAACUCUCUGUCACCAACAUUCCAGGAAUCGAGGAGGUCAACAUGAUUAAGGACGAUGGAACCGUUAUCCACUUCAACAACCCAAAAGUCCAAACCUCUGUUCCAGCCAAUACCUUCUCUGUCACAGGAUCAGCCGAUAACAAGCAGAUCACUGAAAUGCUCCCAGGAAUCCUCAACCAACUCGGUCCAGAGUCCCUCACCCACCUCAAGAAACUUGCCAACAACGUUACCAAGCUCGGACCAGAUGGAAAGGGAGAGGACGAAGAUGUGCCAGAACUUGUUGGAGACUUCGACGCCGCCUCAAAGAACGAGACGAAAGCCGAUGAGCAAUAAAUCACUACCCUUUCAUCGACCAAUUCGCGAGUUUUGUGAGAUGAACGGUACGGAUAGCAUCCGCAUUAGUAUAUCCCAUUUUUCUUGUUACUGUUGAUCGAUUUCAAUGAAUCUCUUUAAAAAAAUACUUGCUCUGUCACCUUUUUUUCCGCCCCCAUUAGUGUUCGUUGUUAUACUUGUUUUGUAUACAAAUUUAUUCCCGAUCCUCAAAUGGCUAAUAAAUGUUAGCUAUGUAUUUAAAGCAAGCUUUCUACGUUCCGAUGAUUUUGAAUUCUUAGGGGUUCCGGGGAUCCUUCUAGUAAUAUCUGUUCCUCGGUGUUUAUUUUCCGUUAUUUUGGGUAGUUUUCCACUGACUUCCAUUUUGUUAAACUCAAUAAAAGUUGCACAAAU
This is a messenger RNA of Caenorhabditis elegans, 891 nucleotides long. It is a transcript of the gene icd-1, whose product is annotated as Transcription factor BTF3 homolog. The transcript is spliced from 5 exons. Gene Ontology annotation, cellular component: mitochondrion; cytoplasm; nucleus. The record is from RefSeq and is marked reviewed. Bases 16 to 501 code for a protein of 161 amino acids. Lineage: Eukaryota; Metazoa; Nematoda; Chromadorea; Rhabditida; Rhabditidae.